Messenger RNA from Prunus armeniaca (apricot), 219 nucleotides. The record is from the annotation of a GenBank genome assembly. NCBI's taxonomy places the organism in Eukaryota, Viridiplantae, Streptophyta, Magnoliopsida, Rosales, Rosaceae.
AUGCAGGGGCUCUUCAUAGAAUAUCAAAAGAUCAAAAAUUCCAAGUCCAAACCAAACGACAACGACAAAGAUGAUAACUACAACAAAGACGACGAUGACGACGAGGUGAAAUCCAUGUCUUCCUCCACAACUGAAGACGACGAGUCGUUCUCGUUGUGUAGUACUUUGGAACAACCGACGUGGCCAUCGACGAGGCCACAACUGAAUAAACGAGUAUAG